Molecule: messenger RNA, 1716 nt
Organism: Dermochelys coriacea (leatherback sea turtle)
Lineage: Eukaryota; Metazoa; Chordata; Testudines; Dermochelyidae
Gene: CNIH1
Product: cornichon family AMPA receptor auxiliary protein 1
Exons: 5
Coding region: 418-861 (147 amino acids)
Biological process (GO): vesicle-mediated transport
Source: RefSeq, a predicted model, not a curated record
GUGGGGACAGAAUUUUAAACAUUCUUUCAUUGAUGCCCUCCCCCCUAGCCAUCUCCACCCUCCUUCACUGGCAGGGGUGGGGGCAGAGAUUGACCUGCCCCCAUUUCUGACCUCCCAGAGCCAUCUCUACGUCCCCAUGUGCUCACAGGGUUGGGGGCAGAAAUCCAACUCCCCUCCCCAGCCAUCUUUACAUCUCUACCAUUACUACUCCCACAGAGAGCCAGCUCCAUCCCACCUGUGCACACAGGCUGAGGGCAGAGAUUUGACCACUCUACUAUUGCUAGCCCCUCCCCCCUGCCCAACUCAGCACCAUGCAGAAUUGCACCCGGUUGCAUGUGACCUUAGGCCAUGGCUGGAUGUGUUUAGGGAUUAUUGGUUUGAGGAAUAGUGCCCUAUUUUGUGUAUAUUUGGAAUGGCAUGUGUAAAAUAAUUGAUCAGAUAUGUUUAGUAACUUCCUGUGGGUGUAAACCAACUUUGCAAAAUUGUCCUGAAAACUCACCAGCCCAGAUUAUAGCUUUUGAUGAACUGAAGACUGAUUACAAGAAUCCCAUAGACCAAUGUAAUACACUCAAUCCUCUUGUACUUCCAGAGUACCUCAUCCAUGCAUUCUUCUGUGUUAUGUUUCUCUGUGCAGCAGAGUGGCUUACACUGGGUCUCAAUAUGCCUUUGUUGGCUUACCAUAUUUGGAGGUAUAUGAGCAGACCUGUGAUGAGUGGACCAGGUCUUUAUGAUCCCACAACCAUUAUGAAUGCAGAUAUUUUAGCAUAUUGUCAGAAGGAAGGAUGGUGCAAACUAGCAUUUUACCUCCUAUCGUUUUUUUACUACCUAUAUGGCAUGAUUUAUGUUUUGGUGAGCUCUUAAGAAGACACUCUGCAAACUUGGUUCCAGUUAAGUGCAUGCAAAAGCCACAAAACAAAAGGAUUCUUUCCAACAAGAAACUGUUACCAAGAUAAAACUAUGGAAUCUGAUGAUCACAGUUGCAUUAGAAAAAAAAAAAAUGACCCCCCCUAUUUUUAAAAUGUUUCCACACUUUAUCUUGUGGAAAGACUGUUUUCGUAUAUUUUACUGGGAUGUUGAAAUUAAAAAGAAUUAAGUAUAAAUUGAUAUUAAAUGAUUCUCUGGUUUUGAACAGUUUUGACUUUGCGCUCCAUAAGGAACAGCCAUAAUUCUUCAAGUAGUUAUUAAUUACUGACUGUCCUUAGUAUCCUAGAAUUUUUUGUUUACAGGACCUUAUAGUGGCUCACUUUGGACUUCUGAAACUUCAUUUAUCUAUAAAUCAGCUGUAGCUAUAAAGUACUUUUGAAGGACUGAAAGCUUUGUAUUUUCUCUGCAGAUAUCUUCACGGAUACACAUGUAGAAAGAGUAGUUCUGUUUUUUAUAUUUGGGCAUCUUUCCCUGCGUAUGCAUGGUUCUGAAACUUCCAUAUUUCCACCAAACACUAAAUAUCCUUGCUUUAAUUUUCAAGCAUAAGUUAUUGUGAUAGGAAACAUUGAGUUGUCUGUGAAGGAAUGAAUUUAAAAGAUUCUAUUUUUAAAUGUUUGUGCAACAGUCUUAUUAACCAAUUGGCUAAUAAUGCAAGAUUGAUCAAACCUAAUGGUAAAAAUACAGCUCCUAUGGGUUUACAAGUCACACUAAAGACAUUUCCAAGACAAAGUGAGACUGAGAAACUGCCCUGCUGUUCCUUAGUGGAAUAAAUAAAAAUCUCAAAUUCAGAAA